This is a messenger RNA of Zingiber officinale, 1309 nucleotides long. RefSeq names its product probable aldo-keto reductase 1. Gene Ontology annotation, cellular component: cytoplasm. The transcript is spliced from 7 exons. Lineage: Eukaryota; Viridiplantae; Streptophyta; Magnoliopsida; Zingiberales; Zingiberaceae. The record is from RefSeq and is a predicted model, not a curated record. The coding region runs from base 130 to 1158 and encodes 342 amino acids.
GGACUUGCUGUUUUCCGAACCGUGCGAGCUCUUCUCCUUUAGUCCUUUGAUUCAUCUGCCUCGCUGAAGGAGGCAGCUCCGGCGCUUCUCGUGACUCGUCGAUCGGAAUCACUUCGACGAUCGAAAGCCAUGGAAUCCCCGAGCAUGCCCAGAGUGAGGUUGGGAUCCCAGGGACUAGAGGUUUCGAGACUGGGUUUCGGGUGCUUCGGCGUUGCAGGGAUCUUCGGCGCGCCUUCCAGUGAUGAAGAAGCCAUCGGCAUCAUCAAGCAGGUGUUCGGUCGGGGCAUCACUUUCUUCGACACCUCCGACGCCUACGGACCGCACACAAACGAGAUAUUGAUCGGAAAGGCGUUGAAGCAUUUGCCGAGGGGAAAAGUUCAACUCGCCACCAAAUUUGGCAUCUCGAAGCACAAAGGAAAUGACCUCGAGAUCAACGGGAAGCCGGAGUACGUGCGGGCGAGCUGCGAGGCGAGCCUCGAUCGCCUGGGCGUGGACUACAUUGAUCUCUACUACCAGCACCGGGUGGAUUUGACCGUUCCUAUCGAGGACACCAUGGGAGAGCUCAAGAAGCUAGUGGAGGAGGGGAAGGUGAAAUACAUUGGACUGUCGGAGGCCAGCCCCGAUACAAUCAGGCGAGCACAUGCUGUGCACCCCAUCACUGCUGUGCAGAUGGAGUGGUCACUCUGGACUCGCGACCUCGAGAGUGAGGUCGUUCCUCUUUGCAGGAAUCUUGGCAUUGGAAUAGUUGCAUAUAGCCCUCUUGGCUCUGGGUUUUUCGCUGGAAAGGCCAGUGUAGAAAGCUUGACUCCUGGCAGUUUUCUGUCUCAUCUCCCUAGGUUCUCUGGAGACAAUUUGGAUAGGAACAAGAUUCUAUAUUUUCAGUUAACAAACUUGGCUGCGAAGCAUGACUGUACCCCUGCUCAAUUAGCCCUUGCCUGGCUUCUCCACCAAGGGAAUGAUGUAGUACCCAUUCCAGGGACGACGAAGAUCAAGAACUUGGAGGAGAACAUUGGCUCCCUGAUGGUGAAGCUUACAGAAGAUGACCUGAAAGAGAUUUCUGAGGCAUUGCCUGUGGAUGAAUUUGCUGGGGGUAGAGCCAUGGGACCUUUUGCAUCAUAUGUGUGGCAGCUUGCAACUACACCCCCCAAAAUCAUGUAAUCAACUUUUCAUCCCCUCUACCAAUAGGUCACAAGUUUCUGUUGUUUACUCUGGCAUUUAUAAUUACCAGCUUUGUAAUAAACAUGGAAAUAGAUUUUGCAACUCAGUUGCCUAAUUAACCCACCGUUUGUUUUGCAAUAAAAUAUUUAUG